ACGCCUUUCCGCGUAUAUGCGGGUUGUUCGGAGUUCCAGAAUUUUUAGCUUUCUCUUCAAUUUAUUGGCCAUAAACUAGACGCAUUCAUCUUCAGCACCAUGGAAAAGCCUCAGAAAAUGCCCAAGGUGGCAAAGGUAAAAAAUAAAGCUCCAGCCGAAAUCCAGAUUACAGCAGAACAGCUGCUGCGGGAAGCGAAGGAGCGUGAUCUGGAAAUUCUUCCCCCACCGCCCAAGCAGAAAAUUUCCGAUGCCGCUGAAUUAGCCGACUAUCAGCAGCGCAAACGAAAAACGUUUGAAGAUAAUCUACGCAAAAACAGGAUGGUGGUCAGCAACUGGAUCAAGUACGCUCAGUGGGAGGAAUCUCAAAAAGAGAUCCAGCGAGCACGUUCGAUUUGGGAACGAGCAAUUGACAAUGAUCACCGCAAUAUAACGAUUUGGUUGAAGUACGCCGAAAUGGAGAUGAAAAAUCGCCAGGUGAAUCAUGCCAGAAAUCUGUGGGACCGGGCUGUUACGGUUAUGCCACGAGUGAACCAGUUCUGGUACAAGUACACCUAUAUGGAAGAGAUGCUCGAGAACGUAGCAGGAGCGCGCCAGGUCUUCGAGAGAUGGAUAGAAUGGCAACCGGAGGAACAAGCCUGGCAAACUUACAUAAACUUUGAGCUCCGGUAUAAGGAAAUUGAGCGUGCCCGUCAGAUUUACGAACGAUUUGUAAUGGUUCAUCCGGAAGUCAAAAAUUGGAUCAAGUUCGCCAGGUUUGAGGAGGCGCAUGGUUUUAUCAACGGUGCCCGAACGGUUUACGAAAGGGCGAUUGAGUUCUUCGGGGACGACAACGCUGACGAAAGGUUGUUUAUUGCGUUUGCAAAGUUCGAAGAAGGUCAGAAAGAACACGAUCGCGUCCGGGUUAUCUACAAGUAUGCACUUGAUCAUUUGCCCAAGGAAAGAACAGCUGAAUUGUACAAAGCAUAUACGAUUCACGAAAAAAAGUACGGUGACAGAUCUGGUAUAGAGGACGUUAUCGUUUCAAAACGUAAAUUCCAAUACGAACAAGAAGUGGCAGAGAAUCCUACAAAUUACGAUGCCUGGUUCGAUUACCUUCGAUUGGUUGAAAACGAGACCAAUUUGGAACUAAUCCGAGAAACUUAUGAAAGAGCGAUUGCAAAUGUUCCACCAGCAAAGGACAAGAAUCUUUGGAGACGGUACAUUUACCUUUGGAUUAACUAUGCCCUAUACGAAGAACUAGAGACGGAAGAUCUGGAACGAACCCGUCAGAUCUAUAAAACAUGCCUUGAGUUGAUUCCCCACAAAGUAUUCACUUUCAGUAAAAUCUGGCUAUUGUAUGCUCAGUUUGAAAUUCGUUGUAAAAAUCUCACUGUGGCCAGGAAGACACUUGGAAUGGCUAUCGGGAUGUGUCCUCGAGAUAAACUAUUCAGAGGAUACAUCGAUUUAGAAAUUCAGCUUCGAGAGUUCGAUCGUUGCCGUAUAUUGUAUGAAAAAUUCCUGGAAUUUGGACCGGAAAACUGCAUUACCUGGAUGAAGUUUGCCGAGCUCGAGUCCCUGCUUGGAGACAUCGAUCGAGCGAGGGCAAUAUACGAAUUAGCUAUUCAACAACCGCGUUUGGAUAUGCCUGAAUUGCUCUGGAAAAGUUACAUCGACUUCGAAGUUCAGCAGAGUGAAUUCGAUUUGGCCCGACAACUUUACGAAAGAUUGCUAGAACGGACAACUCACGUUAAGGUGUGGAUAUCGUAUGCCAAAUUUGAAAUGUCAGCUGAAAAUGAGGAUGAAUCCUUGAAUGUACCGUUGUCUCGUCGAGUUUACGAACGCGCAAACGAUAGCUUGAAAAAUGCCGCAGAAAAAGAAAGUCGGGUCUUGGUGCUGGAGGCAUGGCGGGACUUUGAAAAAGAGCAUGGAGAUGACGACAGCCUAAGAAAGGUGAUGGCGAAAAUGCCUCGACGUGUCAAGAAACGACAGAAAAUUGUUUCAGAAUCAGGCGUCGAGGAAGGCUGGGAGGAAGUGUUUGAUUUCAUCUUUCCGGAGGAUGAGAUGGCACGUCCGAAUCUGAAGCUCCUGGCUGCAGCCAAGAACUGGAAGAAGCAGAAAGAUGUUCCUGCGGCGGACAGUGCUAAUCCCGAUGAAAGAGCUUCUCCACAGGAAGGUUCGGAUGAAUCUAACGUUGCGAAUGGCGAUAGUUCAAUGCAAGCAUGUUCUUAAUCGACUACAGUAAAACAAGGAAUUUAAAAAUUAUGUUUUGAAUUAUCAAUUACUUAUCAGAGAAAACCCAUUAAAAGUAAUAAUU
This is a messenger RNA of Uranotaenia lowii, 2293 nucleotides long. RefSeq names its product protein crooked neck (gene crn). The record is from RefSeq and is a predicted model, not a curated record. NCBI's taxonomy places the organism in Eukaryota, Metazoa, Arthropoda, Insecta, Diptera, Culicidae. The transcript has 2 exons. Gene Ontology annotation, molecular function: protein binding. Gene Ontology annotation, cellular component: Prp19 complex; precatalytic spliceosome; U2-type catalytic step 2 spliceosome. The coding region runs from base 100 to 2208 and encodes 702 amino acids. Gene Ontology annotation, biological process: mRNA splicing, via spliceosome; spliceosomal complex assembly.